Messenger RNA from Pocillopora meandrina, 4781 nucleotides. NCBI's taxonomy places the organism in Eukaryota, Metazoa, Cnidaria, Anthozoa, Scleractinia, Pocilloporidae. The record is from the annotation of a GenBank genome assembly.
GUUGUAUUUAUUGUAAUAUCAAGAUAUUUGCCUUCUUUGAAUAUUUCAGACGAAGUUACAUUACUGUUCGUGGGAGAUAUUUCCUUUGCUGACCCCAUCAAAUACUAUGUUGACCACAAGUACCAUACGUACAACGAUACUUUCAAUGACAUGGCUCCUUUCAUCAGAGAAGCGGACAUUUCAGUUGGUAAUUUGGAGUCACCAUUUGCCAACCAACAUGUUCUUACUCACCUUUACCGAGGAAGAAAAACAGUUUUGCUAUAUGCCAUUCCUAAAGCUGCAUCAGCGCUCAGGUGAAAAUAAUAACGGAAACAGGCAAAGUUAGAAUUUACUUAAGGAGGAAAUCAUAUACAUAGCGCUAAGCAGCGCAGUUUCUUUAGAAACUCGCCCCCUUAUCCCAACCUGAAUCUUAAAAAAAAAGAAUAAUAAAAAAUUUCACCAAUGCGGCAAAAGAAUUUCAUAACAAGAAAGAAUAUGAAAGUAACUUGCGAAAUAUUUUUUUAGCACCGUUUUCAGCCAUCUCAGAAGUGAGGAGCUGGUCUAAAUUAUUCGUUUGCAAUGAGAAGUUUUCAAGCCUAGUGGCAGGGUAUAUAUUGCACAUACCCGAUAGUUAUACUCUUGUAUCCUCCACAGGUUUGCAGGAUUUGAUGCCGUGACUAUUGCCAACAAUCACUUGAACGAUUUAGGCGGUGUAGGAGCCAAUUUUACCACUAAAGUCCUGGAAAAGACGGGUUUAAAGUAUUUUGGAAUAAGUUUCGGAAAAUAUGACUCCUCUCAGGUACAGUAACGAAUUGUUUUAAACCCCAUUUUCCUGGAAACGAGAUGAAAGAAUAUUUAGCGAAAGCAUGGAUAUUUAAUCUCAAACCAAUACAACUAUUUUAUUUGAAAAUAAAUGUGUUUAACAUUUUAGACAUCUUAGUUAAGCUUUCAACGUUGUAUUAAUAUCGUGUGACCUGCAUAUUUUUCAUAACCGAAUGGAUUUGUGAACAGCGAGGUAGCUGCAAAUCUUUUCAACGAGACGUAUACUAUGAAACCAUCACAGUUGAUAAUUAUUCACCUGACAGGGUUUAGGAAGGUGUCACAACUAUCGGUCGGCUUAACGGGCGAUUCACAAUUUAUCACUUUAGACAAGUGUAUUGUAGCUUAUUUGCGACAUUUGGGUACUCUUAGGGCCAGUCUACAUUGAGGCUAGGGAUCCCUGAGGUUGGUAAGGUAAACUGCUUAGCCGUGCUUAAAAAAUAGACCAUGUUUACCAUGUUUACAUACAAUCUUACAACCACGGGAUCCCGAGGUAAAGUUCCGAGAGGUUGUUAGUGCGCUUGCAAAUGUAACGUGAACGCAACCUUGGCUAGGCGGGUUACCCCAUCUUGAGACGUUUAUGGGAAAAAUUGUGAAUGCCUAUGACAGAGUUACCUCCCACGGCACACUGGGUAACCCGGCUAAGCAGGUUUCUCCAGUUAUUAUGUAAACAUGAUCAAGAUAAAAUAAGAGGUUAAAUAUAUGAACAGAAGGGUUCAGAAAUCUGACCUACCUGGGGUCCUCCACCUCAAUAUAAACAAGUCCAUAUUAAAUUCCAUACAGCAGUAUCUCCCGCUGUUAACAUUACAUUUACUCCUGUUAGAUCUUAACAGAUACAUGUUAAACCAGUUUUAAGCUGAUAUCAAUAUUUUUGAUGUCAUGUUUUAGGAACCUCUCAUCAUUAAAAGAGACAGAAUCACUAUUGCAUUCCUCGGUUAUUGUGCAACGCCCUCCUUAAAGAAAAACUGCAGCGAACUGAGGAAGUUGUUCAACUCGGGUCCCGCCAUUUACGAAGAUGAUAUCGCCACUAGAGACGUCAGGAGGCUAAAGAAGGUUUAACUCAAGUUUAAUAUCUUUAUGAUCAUCAGGGCGGUUUUUAAUUGAGUGUCGAAACUGAUCCAGGAUUACUCUGGUUUUGCUUUACUUCGCUUUGUGAUUGGUCCAGAAAAUUAGCGCUUCCUUUUAACCAACGAGAUUCAACUUAAACCAAUCAUGACUUGGUUACCAGCGUUUACCUGCGUUUCAUGCAGGUUACCUGUUUAUACUUUGUGUUCUCAUUGAGUAAUGAUGAUUUUGACCAUCGCUCUUAUUGACUUUUGUGAUACCUUUGGUUUUAGUUAUCCGAAACUCAACUGAAAAUUACACGAACUGAAAGGAAAAAAUAAUUUAUCCACCUUUUCGUAUGUAGAAGGGAAAAUUCUUAGAAUUGUGAAUGACAUAAUUUUCUUCUUAAGCCAGCUUAACAUAGCAUUUAGGUAAAGAAUGAAUUGUUAUUCAAACUGAGAAAAAAUCCAAACAAGAAGAAAAUGCCAUCUUCUGCGUGCUAGAACCUGCGCCCAUAGUUACUAGUUGGACGUUGUUAUAACCUGGCCGAACUAAGGUAGCCACGUAUUGAGAUCUUUGGUGGGCUUGCAAAUUUAACCUGUGCGGCUAAAAACAUAGUAAUAAUGAUAAUAUCAACAUUCCACGAGUUAGCUUUUUUGUCCGCUGUUUCCAUGUCGAAUUGGAAUUCAGAAUGUUGAUAUUGUGGAGCAGGGAAGACCGGAGGACCUGGAGAAAAACCCUCGGUUCAGGGACAGAACCAACGAGAAACUCAAGUCAGAUGUUACUUCCUUAUUAAUACUGCGCCAUCCCUGCUCCCCGAAACAAUUUAUUUAUCAUCUACUUCGAGUUUUAACUUGAUUUCUAUGCAUUUCAUAUCAUCAUCUUUUAUUUGAUACAAUAAGGAUCUAUCCUUCUAGUCAUUCCAUAACAUGUCUGUUGACUAGUUAUACUUUGUUUUACUUCCCUAGGCCAAAGUUGACAUUAUAGUCGCUUUCAUGCACUAUGGUAGAGAACUCACUUUAGGACCCGUCUCCUCCCAAAAGCACAUAAACAAACACCUGAUGUCUCUUGGGGUGGAUAUGAUCAUUGGAGCUCAUCCACACGUUCUUCAGGAUCACUGUCUUCAAGAUAAUAAACUUAUCGCUUACAGCUUGGGGAAUUUUCUUUUUCAUACUAACCAACCACCUAGUGCUGUUGAUCCGGUAACGCAUUCAUAUGGUUCAUUUAGUGACUACAUGUACCUCUUGACUGAAUGGAAAGGCCGUGUAGGAAAAUGUUUGGGUGGUUGACAUGACGUAAACAUCUCGCCGUACUCGAUCCUUACGGCCUCUCCCCAAAUAUUUCAGUCUUUCCCGAGUAUGGGAAAAGAAAAAAAAUAUGAAAGUCUCGUGUAAUGAUUCGAAAGUCGGACGUUCCUAUUUAAGACCGAACAUCCAAAUGAAAGGAAAAGAACUAUUCGGCAAGCCAGGCCACACUAACUUCAUUUUUGGGAAACUAGCUUCGAGAAUACUGUUCAGAUCGGCAAUAUAGAAAGCGGCUUUUUUCUUGUAAAGAUGUAGUAAUCAAGGUGAAAGGCUUUAAACUCGCUUUUUGGAGAAAGAUUUGAAGAGAUACGUUUUAUCUCUACCUACUGCUAUAUUCCAAAGAAAAUUACUCUUUCAACAUCAUACAUAAUUUAUCAUUUCCUCGCGUUCAUUUCCCUUUCUUCCAUACUUCUCCCUUUCUGUUUUCUUUUCUUUUUUUGUUUUUUUUCGUACUUGUGUGUUUAUCGUUUAUUUUCAUCGCUCCUUCUUGAUUUGUGUUUGCAAGCUUGACUAAAUCCUCAACGGUACUUCCAAGUUUCUAUAUCCAUGUUCAAUUUAUUUUUCAGAACGUUUACGGAAGAUUUGGCAAGAAACCCGAUAAACAAUUUAUUAAGAAAUAUGAGCACUUUGUCCUUGGGAACUGCGACGCGUUGAAACUAUCCCGGAUGCUUAAAGUCACCGUUUCAAGGUAUAGUACCACUUUGCAUCUUAUUUUUCCAGGGCUUCUUUAAACCACAAUCAAAUUUUUCAUCUUCAAGCAUUAAUUUAAACAAAAAGAAAGCGGUAGUUUGAAAUCUGAAAGGUGCAUUAAUGUUAGCUGCUACGAUACCUUUGUCCAUGGAGAGAAAUCUGAAGAUAAGUGUAGGGAUUAAAGAGCGAUACAGGAAGAGUGAGAUAGUUAUGAAAAAGGAUGUUUCAUAUUACCAGUCUAUGUCUGUAAACUGUUGUCAGAUAUAGGCAGUGAAAAGAAUCAUCAAUCGUUGAUCGGACACUAUUUGAGUAUAUUGGGUCCGAAGGAAACAAAUAACGUUUUGGUUAAUAGGGUCGUUUCAGUUAAAAAAGUGCCAACACUUUUAAGUAAUAUAACAGGGCUUUUUUUUAAUAGAGUGUCAACUUCGUGAAUACAUGUACAGAACAAACUAGUUUUUUAGUGAUACAGAAAAAUAUAAAGGUAAUAAGGAUAUCAUACAAAGAAACAAAAUUGUCUGAAAACGAGAGAAUAUGAAUAGUUGAUAUUCUUUUGAUGAAAACUGGCAAAUGGAUCUGGAACAAUAGCUGAGAUGUAAUAUCACAAGACAGCAGUACUCUAGAUGUCUAUGUACAUCUCACUGAAACAGCGUGUCUUUAAAAUCAGCGAUAUUUUUAAAUGAGACUUUCUCGCGAUUUUGAUCGGAAUAAUCAGUUACAAGCAAUCAUUUCCAAUAAGGGCAAAAUAGUUUGUAUAUUUUCAAUUUCUUUCAUUUUCAUUCAAUCAUCUCUCUUUUUAGGAAAGGAGUCGUGGGAGCAAAGUAUCUUCCACUGAAAGUCGCUUUCGAUAAAAAAAAUAAACGACUGCACCCUGAGCCCACAAAGAACGCAAAAUGGAUCACUGUAUGCGGAGCUGAAGAUCAACACUGUAAAUGUCUCAAGAAUUAG